AUGCGGGUGUUCAGCCGACUCGAUCGUGCCAGCGGAGCCGCGGGCUCGAACAUCUUCCUGACCACGGAGAAAAAGAAGAGCAAGCAAGAGGACGAGCAGGAUUGUUUACUCAUCUCGAAAGAUGCCGUCGCCGACGAUGGCCCGAAGAAGGCGAAGUGGAUCCUGGAGCGGCACGGCACAGACAUCGGAGAAUUGACGAUCCCAAUGUUCGGGAAGGUGAUUGACGUCGACACGGCGAAUUACAUGAGCAGAGGAUCUUGCCUGAGCUUGAACGGCCCGAAGGACGAGGGCCCAGAGGCAGGGUACACGGUGAGCAAUGGGUGGGAGCCGCCCAAGCUGUACGUCGAGGGGAGUCACUGGAUGAACCCAUUGAGGACGGACUUCAGCCCGGGCUGGCUGGUGGCCCCUGUCCCGAAGCCGAAGGCAGUGGCCAAGCCCAAGGGCAAGGGCAAGGCCAAGCGGCUGGCCAGGCCGAGUUCCACGGCGGGUGGCUCCUCCUUCUGGCCCAUGGAGUGGAUGGGGCCGUUCGUCUUCGGGGUCCUCGGCGACCCGCCUAGCGAGCGGGCCAUUGAGGUGGAGCCGAAGGACAAGACGUGGUGGGUGGAGUGGAAGAUCGACGGCGUGUUCAUGCACCGCUUGACGGAGGAGCACCUGGACCGCAUGAACGCAGGCGAGAGGUUCGACACUCGCAUCAUCGUCGGCAACACGGACACCAUGCGGCGCGUAGCCGCCCAGUUUCCAGUUGUCGCGUCGAAGUUCGUACAGGGCAAGUGGGCGAAGGCCCUGAAGCCCACGCACGGCUUGUGGUACAAACCUUUCGAGGUCGAGGUAUUAGAGCGCAAGGUCACGUACGUGAUGCCGCACCUCGUCCCCUUGGAGGUCGAGCUGGACUCGGAGGACGAGGACGAGAAAUUCGAGGACAGCCUCUGCGAGGAGGGCGCGGAGGCGGAGAAAGGCGAGCAGGUCAUCAAGAAGCGCUGCUGGAGGGCGACUGGGUACUGGGACUCGAUGCCCGCCCUCAAGCGCGCGAAGAUGCAGAAAAAGGACGACAAUUUCGCGGUUCGGCUGGACGGCCUGCGGCGCCGGAGUGCCCUGCCGCCGUGCGGCGGCGCCGUCUCCGCAGGUCUCCUGUGGACCGGCCUCCGCUGCAGCCCAGAGUCGGCCAGUCGGGGCUCGGAGCUCCAGGGCACGGAGCGAAGGGGACUGCGCAGGGCGGCUGCCAGCGCGCGGGCGAACCCGCUGGCCUCCAGCAUCCACGGGCGCACGCCCAUGGCCGUGGCCCUGGACUCGGGCAAGGAGGAGCUCACGUCGGCCCUGGAGGCAGCGCUGUGGGGUUCGAAGAAGCCGCGGGGCGCGCUCAAGGGUCCAGAGGCGAUGGACCUCAUCCGCCGCACGGUCUGGGCUCGCUGA
Messenger RNA from Prorocentrum cordatum, 1410 nucleotides. Lineage: Eukaryota; Dinophyceae; Prorocentrales; Prorocentraceae. The record is from the annotation of a GenBank genome assembly.